UUCACCAUAUUUCAGUGCAUAUUUGUACGGGGAUUUUUAAGGUGUUUGACCUUUUUGUUUCUGGCUGUAGCGAUUGAAUUUACUGUAGUUAUGAAGGUAGCAGUGAUUGGAUCAGGGGCCUCCGGUCUCACAGCGAUGAAAGCAUGCCUUGAAGAAGGUCUUCAACCAGUUUGUUUUGAACAAGAGGACACCAUCGGCGGUUUGUGGAACUUUACUGAAGAAGAACGCCACAGUUCCGUGUAUCGUUCUAYUGUGAUCAACACCAGCAAAGAAAUGAUGUGUUUCUCCGAUUUUCCAAUUCCUAAAGAUUUCUCUCCGUUUAUGCAUAACACAAAAGUCAUGGAGUACUUCCAUCUUUACGCCAAACACUUUGAUUUGUACAAAUAUAUUCGUUUUCAAACCAAAGUYCUKGAYGUUUGUAAGGCCGACGAUCAYGACGAAACKGGUAACUGGGUUGUAACAUCUGUCARUGUAGAUYCAUCRCCAAACCAGGAAAAGAAAGAGGUUUUCAAUGCGGUUAUGGUAUGCAUAGGUCACCAUGCGUAUCCUAACUGGCCCAGUCCACCAUUCCAGGGAAUGGACAUCUUCAAGGGUGUCAAAAUGCACAGUCAUGCUUACAAAGAUUUCAAGAAAUUCCAAGGAAAGUCAGUUGUCGUUGUAGGUAUUGGUAAUUCUGGUGGUGAUAUUUCUGUUGAACUAAGYCGAGGUCAUGCAKCAAAAGUAUAUCUAAGCACUAGAAAAGGAAGCUGGGUUUUCUCUAGACUUCACAACAGCGGUAAACCUAUUGAUCAUUUUUUUGCAAGGCGUGUAAUGAGCAUCCUUCCUCCAUCAGUACUUGGGGGUUUGUUAAAGGCAGAUUUGAACAAGAAAUUUGAUCAUAAAGUGUUUGGACUGGAGCCAARYYAUUUACCUUUUCAACAACACCCAAUGGUAAAUGAUGAUCUUCCUAUYAGGAUUCUGAAUGGAACCAUAACUGUAAAACCAAACAUUGACCACUUCACCGAGUCAGGUGUGGUAUUCACUGACGGCACUAGUGUUGACCAGGUAGAUGUUGUAAUAUUUGCCACUGGYUACCGCAUUGGAUUUCCUUUCCUUGAUAAGUCAAUUAUUGAUGUUGAGGACAACAAAGUCACCCUGUACAAGUAUAUGUUUCCACCACACCUCACAAAGUCAACCCUUGCUGUGAUUGGCUGCUUCCAACCAUUAGGGGCUAUCAAUCCGAUAGUGGAUUUACAAAGCCGAUGGGCAACACUGGUCUUUAAGGGGAGCCGUUUGCUUCCAUCAGAAUCUGAAAUGAUGAAAGACAUCAACAUGAAAAAAGAAGCCAUGGCAAAAAGAUACUAUGCUUCUAAACGGCACACAAUACAGGUGGAUUACAUUCCAUACAGUGAUGAACUGGCUGAACAAAUUGGUUGCAAGCCUUCCUGGGUUAAACUCUUUUUAACAGACCCAGUCCUUGCCUAUUAUUGCCUCACUGGUCCCUGCACCCCACCACAGUACCGUCUAGUGGGUCCUGGUACUUGGUCAGGUGCAAGAGAAGCAAUAAUGAAAGCUGAUGACAAUGUCAUGUAUUCAACAAGAUCAAGAACAGUCCAGCAUGACAAUCCUGACAAGCUCUGGGCWGYUGCUAAACUGAUGAUUGUGYUCAUGAUUGUUGUUGCAUUACUUAUCAAACUGUUCUCUUAGAUUAGAUGAAAACAGCUUAAGCCACUCUUAUCAUAAUAUAAUUUUAUCUUAAAAGAUUUAUCAUCAGCCUCAAAUUUUCAAAAAGAUGAUUGGGACUAUCUUCACAGGAAAGAUGAAUGAAGAUGAAACCUGUAAUGUCAUGAAUUAAGUAACAUGAUUCAUACACCGAGGAAAAAUAUAUCAAGACAAUGUAUAUUAUCUAUAUUAUUUACAAUGUAUAAAAGGUGAUAAAAAAGUAAUUCCUUUGUAAAAAGAAUUAUAAUAAAUCUUUCAGAAAAUUAU
This is a messenger RNA of Exaiptasia diaphana, 1968 nucleotides long. RefSeq names its product dimethylaniline monooxygenase [N-oxide-forming] 5. Gene Ontology annotation, molecular function: NADP binding; flavin adenine dinucleotide binding; N,N-dimethylaniline monooxygenase activity. The record is from RefSeq and is a predicted model, not a curated record. The transcript is spliced from 3 exons. The annotation marks the transcript as partial. NCBI's taxonomy places the organism in Eukaryota, Metazoa, Cnidaria, Anthozoa, Actiniaria, Aiptasiidae.